This is a messenger RNA of Papaver somniferum (opium poppy), 723 nucleotides long. RefSeq lists its product as uncharacterized. The transcript has 2 exons. NCBI's taxonomy places the organism in Eukaryota, Viridiplantae, Streptophyta, Magnoliopsida, Ranunculales, Papaveraceae. The coding region runs from base 314 to 640 and encodes 108 amino acids. The record is from RefSeq and is a predicted model, not a curated record.
UGGUGUGGCCGGACAUUAUCAAAAUGUGCAUUAAUCAUGAAAGUCUGAGACUUGUAUUAUUUCUGCAAAAGUGAACAGCACACAGCGUCAUUACUCUUCGAUGAUCUUAAAUGGAAGGCCGAGGAAGGCAUCUCCUUGACGCCAAGCUGAGAUCCAAAAGAAUAAGUGCUACUUGAGGUGUCUUAUAUUCUUCAUUAUUGAUUUCGUAUUUCAACGAGUCUUUUGUAUCUAGUUAUAAAUAGAGUUGGUUCUUUCCAAUUGAAUUAUCAUCACAAGAAAAUCACAGCAACAAAAGUUCUCCUCACAGAAAGUCAUGCCUAGAUGCCUUUUAACCAACCUUGUUCUGAUUGGGUUCCUCAUUGUUUCGACAACAUUUUGCAAGUCAGAUACAUCCCUGGAGAAACAAAAGGAGUUAAAGCUCAAGUAUGGGGGGUUUUGCCCUGAGCACUUUAAACUUAUAAACGUUCCAUAUUGCAACAGCUUAGAAUGUGAUGUUGCGUGUAAAGAAGAGUUCGCUGAAGUGACCCAUAGUCUCUGCAUAGAGGAGACGUAUGGUUAUGAUGACUUGUGUGGCUGCUGCGACCCAUAUCCUGAAUUCAUCACAUUGCCCAAAUUUGUUGUUUCUUCUUCUACUAGCUGAUUCCACUAUUUUACCUUACAUUAGCAUCCACACUGUAGACUUUCUGGAAUUUGUGUCUCUUUACUAAGAAUAUAUGUUUCUAA